Messenger RNA from Harmonia axyridis, 797 nucleotides. RefSeq names its product anti-sigma-I factor RsgI2-like. The coding region runs from base 140 to 673 and encodes 177 amino acids. The record is from RefSeq and is a predicted model, not a curated record. NCBI's taxonomy places the organism in Eukaryota, Metazoa, Arthropoda, Insecta, Coleoptera, Coccinellidae. The transcript has 2 exons.
GCGGGCCAAGAUAUGUGAGUAGAGAUGAAGGUGAAAGUCUUUCUCAUUGUCUUCAAUUAUAUAAACCCCUCCGAGACCAUUCUGAAGUCAGUUCAGUUCGCAGAAACAUCUGAGCAUCUUGCCUAUCAAUCUAUACACGAUGAAAUUAUUCGUAUGCAUAGCUGUCCUUUCUGUCCUAGCAACAGUAAAUGCCGGUUUUUCUGGUAGUUACGGUGGCGGUCAAGAAGAAGGAAGCUAUCAAAGUCAACAGUCUGGUUACGGCGGUGGUUACGGUGGUGGUUACGAAGAGCACGAUCCUGGACAUCAUGUUCACCAUACGGUGGAAAUCACCAAGCCAGUUCCAGUACCAGUCUAUCAGCAUGUCAGUGUACCAAUUCCUCACUCAGUUCCAAUCCCAGUGCCCAAACCUGUUGCUGUUCCUGUUCCACAGCCUUACCCCGUCCAUGUACAUGUUCCUCAACCCGUUGCUGUACCUGUCAUCAAGACCAUCACAAUCCCAGUCGAGAAACCUGUACCUUACAAGGUAGAGAAGGAAGUACACUUCCACGUAGAGAAGCCAGUUCCUGUUAAGGUUGAGAAGCAUGUGCAGAUCCCAAUCCCUAAACCAGUUCCAGUUAAGGUGCCAGUUUACAAAGUGAUCUACCAUCACAGCAAAUCCCACCAUCAUCACUGAGGAUAUACCAGAAGACUGUUUUCAUCUUAGAUGCUUGUCAUUUUAAUUUAUCUUGUUUCUUCUCUUGUUAUUUGUUGUGACUUUCUCUUGUUGCUUAUUGUUUAAGUAUAUUAAUUUAAAUGAU